Messenger RNA from Doryrhamphus excisus (bluestripe pipefish), 774 nucleotides. Lineage: Eukaryota; Metazoa; Chordata; Actinopteri; Syngnathiformes; Syngnathidae. The record is from RefSeq and is a predicted model, not a curated record.
CUUUAUCUUCUUGGAAGCAUUUGGAAGUAUUUUCAUCAGAACCGUCGUUAAGGAAUUUAGGCCACAAAUGGGAAACACUCAAGUAGAAGUGGAACUGCAGUUCAACGAUUCGGUAUCGACAGAUCAAAUCCCAGGAGAUGAUGUGGUGGUAGACACGUUGGUACAGGCUGUGACUAGUCCCAACAACACUUUCAACCUAACUAUUGAUCCAGACUCAAUAGCAGUCAUUACCAAAAAGCCAACAACAACCACAGACGGCCCAAUGACAAUCCACAAGCCCACAACUCAAGGACCAAAAACCACCCAGAUUCAAACAACCACCCAACUACUAACAACUCAUAGAAUCAUUAGCCAGGGUCCAAUAAGCCAUGGACCAUCAACCUCCCAGGUUCCCACAUCUACUGAACUAAAUACUACCCAGGUUCACACAACACAUGGACCUACAAACACCCACGUUCCGAGAACCAAUGGACCAAAAUCCACAAAGGUUGCCAUAACCAAUGGACCAACAACCACAAUGGUUGCCAUAACCGAUGGACCAACUAGUACCCAAGUAUUCGAAACUCAUGGACCAACAACUUCAGUCACCUCAGUCCUUUCACCAGUUGUGUUUCUCCAAGCAACUGUGGAGGAACCUUUUGUGGAAGAAUUUAAUGAUCCCAGCAGUGAACAAUACCAAACUCUUCAAACACAAGUGGUAUCAAUGGUGAGCAUUUUUUUCGAUUAUUGCGAAGCUUUUUGCUAAAUUGCUCAUAACUGUAAUUCUUCUUCCAG